AUGUCGCAGAAUUUGUCCUCAUCAGCAGACAGUGAUGUCUACAUUAAAGGCGAUAAGUACAAUCCUCCAUUCGCCAACGAACCGGACUCGUACAGUGAACUCCGCAAACAGCAGAAUUUAAAACGAAAUGAGAUAUUGUCGAGUGCGAAACGUUUCCAACGUAUAAACGAGAGGGAGGACCGGACAGACGUUCGUGCACAAGCCAGAAUAAAUACAAGUAAUGGAAAGUAUUUAGCGAGAUACCGCGGCUUUGAUAUAUGUAAAUCUCCUAUUGAUUACGUCUUGUACCAUCAGUUGUUUGAUAUGGUCAAGCCUAAGACAAUCAUCGAGUUAGGAACUCUGUCGGGAGGUAUGGCUGUUUGGAUGGCGGAUACGCUUGGCUUGCUAGGUAUUAAAUCAAAUAUAUACAGCAUGGAUUUAGAUACCACUAAUCGAAGCGAGCUCGUAAACAAGUUGAAGCCGGAAAAUGUAAUCUUUCUUCAAGGCGACUCGUUUGAAAUUGAGAAAACCUUUACUGACGAAUUCCUCAAGAGCCUCCCUCAUCCGUGGUUGUUCAUCGAGGAUGCACAUGCCAAUCUAGACGGGGUUUUGGAGUACUUUCAUCGAUAUCUACAAGAAGGGGACUACAUGGUGGUUGAAGAUACUGGCCCUGAUAUUCCUAAAGAAUGUGGUAUGUACAUGGGGAACGAAGGCGUCUAUGUCGCAAUGGGUCCAAAGCAGUUGCAAUGUCUUCGACAGUUCUUGCACGACUACGAGGAAUUUUACGCGGUCGACAGCUUUCUCACUGAUCUGUUUGGGUAA
Molecule: messenger RNA, 801 nt
Organism: Paramuricea clavata
Lineage: Eukaryota; Metazoa; Cnidaria; Anthozoa; Malacalcyonacea; Plexauridae
Source: the annotation of a GenBank genome assembly